Molecule: messenger RNA, 1167 nt
Organism: Balaenoptera acutorostrata (minke whale)
Lineage: Eukaryota; Metazoa; Chordata; Mammalia; Artiodactyla; Balaenopteridae
Product: syntaxin-17-like
Exons: 1
Coding region: 31-990 (319 amino acids)
Biological process (GO): vesicle fusion; exocytosis; intracellular protein transport
Cellular component (GO): SNARE complex; autophagosome membrane; plasma membrane
Molecular function (GO): SNARE binding; SNAP receptor activity
Source: RefSeq, a predicted model, not a curated record
GAGGUUUUUCUACAUGAGUGGAGAAGGUAGAUGUUGCAAGUAGAAGAGAUACAACAUUUUUUUAGGAUGUCUGAAGAUGAAGAAAAAGUGAAAUUAAGCCUUCUUGAACCAGCUAUUCAGAAAUUUACUAAGAUAGUAAUCCCAACAGACCUGGAGAGGUUAAGAAAGCACCAGAUAAAUAUUGAGAAGCAAAUCUGCUCCAAUAUCCGAGAAAUGGAGAAGCUUUGUUUGAAAGUCCAAAAGGAUGACCUUGAACUUCUGAAGAGAAUGAUAGAUCCUGUUAAAGAAGAAGCAUCAGCAGCAACAGCAGAAUUUCUUCAGCUCCAUCUGGAAUCUGUAGAAGAACUUAAGAAACAAUUUAAUGAUGAAGAAACUUUAUUACAGCCUUCUUUGACCAGAUCCAUGACUGUUGGUGGAACAUUUCACACUACUGAAGAUGAACCUGAUCCUCAGAGUAUGACUCAGAUAUAUGUGUUGCCUGAAAUUCCUCGAGAUCAAAAUGCUGCAGAAUCAUGGGAAACCUUAGAAGUGGACUUAAUUGAACUUAGCCAACUGGUCACUGAUUUCUCUCUCCUAGUGAAUUCUCAGCAGGAGAAGAUUGACAGCGUUGAAGACCAUGUCAACAGUGCUGCUGUGAAUGUUGAAGAGGGAACCAAAAACUUGGGGAAGGCUGCAAAAUACAAGCUGGCAGCUCUGCCUGUGGCAGGUGCACUCAUCGGAGGAGUGGUGGGGGGUCCGAUUGGCCUCCUUGCAGGCUUCAAAGUGGCAGGAAUUGCAGCUGCACUUGGUGGUGGGGUGUUGGGCUUCACAGGUGGAAAAUUGUUACAAAGAAAGAAACAGAAAAUGAUGGAGAAGCUCACUUCCAGCUGUCCAAAUCUUCCCAGCCAAACUGACAAAAAAAUGCAGUUAAAAACCAAACUUCAGUAUUACUGGCGCCAACAUGUCUAUCCUUUGCUGCUGUUGGACACUCAGUCAGCUUUUGGAACAUGAUUAUGUCAAAAUAGUGGCUACAGAUGCUCAAGUGGGAUUAAACUGUGAUAAGUGGAUAUAUUUUGUUGUUUGCUGGGGUGUUAAUGGGGAUGUUAGAGAUUGAGGAGCCUGGAUUGAGGGUGUACAAUAUUUGUCAGGUAAAGUUUAAGGACUGCCAGGGAACAGAUUUUUUACCUG